This is a messenger RNA of Vicia villosa (hairy vetch), 930 nucleotides long. RefSeq names its product B3 domain-containing protein At2g24670-like. The record is from RefSeq and is a predicted model, not a curated record. Bases 1 to 930 code for a protein of 309 amino acids. Gene Ontology annotation, molecular function: DNA binding. The transcript has a single exon. Lineage: Eukaryota; Viridiplantae; Streptophyta; Magnoliopsida; Fabales; Fabaceae.
AUGGCUAUAGAGAAGAAAAGUGCAUUGUUACAAAGCUCAGAAGAAGUCUGGAUGAAAAGGAGAUCUAUGGCUACUGAGAAGAUCAAUGCAUAUAUGAAAAAAUUGGAAACGAUGAAGAAGGAAUUUGAUCCAUUAUCUCAUUUUACUUUUAAAAGAGUAUUGUCUCAAAUUUCCCCACAAUUUUAUACCAAAGACGAGUUAACAAAGAUAGGGAAAAUCAAUCAAGUUUUGUUUCAAGAAAAAAAUAGUUCUCUUAUUUCUUCAGAAAGUAAAGUGGAAAGAGGAGAAGGAAGUGGCUUAAAAAGGUGCCGCCCAAGUAAUGAAGAUAGCAUGUCUGAUGGAGAAAGAAGAGUGAAACCUAAACUCACAAUUAAGAGGAAACCAAUAAAUAAGAAGAAAGAAAUUGUGUCCUCACCACCACCAGAAUUGCCACGUCAUGUUAACAACAUGAUCAAAUUGUUGGAUGGCAUUGAUAUUAAAUAUGUAAUGCGUAAGAGAUUGUAUGACACUGAUCUCAAUUAUGGCAAUCAACGUCUUUCAAUGCCAAUUUCACAAAUUAAAUCUGAUUUUCUAACAGAAACAGAAAAGGCAAUUUUAGAAACAAGAGAUCAAGAUGGAAAACCAUCUACUAUAAAAGUGAUUGUGUUAGAUCCUUGUUCUAAUGAAUUUUCAUUGUCUAUGAAUAAGUGGAAUAUGACCACUACUAGUAUUUAUAAUCUUGUUCAAGAUUGGAGAAAAGUUUUGUCUAAGAAUAAGUUUAAGAAGGAUCAACAAAUCCACAUUUGGUCAUUCAGAGUUAAUAGCAACUUAUAUCUUUUACUCGAUACUUAUGAGCCGGAAGAAAUUAAAGAAAGUGGAGAACCGAAUAAUUCAACUGUGAUUUCAAAAACGGAAGAAGAACAAAGAAGUCAAAAAGAUGAAGGUUAUUGA